UCUUUCAUCUUUUGGCAGACCCUCUGCGAUCGCAGGCCUGAUUGGUUCGACGCACUUGCCGCUGAGCCAAAAAUAUCAAGAGCGUUGCGAAAUGCAUUACGCUGCUGGUGCGCAUUUUCGCUUCUUCACGGCUCGAUCGCGUCCUUUUAUCUUGUCGUGCGUUAUGUGGUGCCGCAAAUGCGUCCUGCUGGAGGUGGCCAGGAAUCGGGGUCGCUGUGGCAUUUGCGACCGGCAGAAUGUCAGUGAACCGGAAAGUUUUGUCGAAGACUUUUCUGAAAUGCAAGUACAGCUACAGAGAAAGAAGAGACUGAGGGCCGAAUUGCAAGAGAGUUGUGAGGCCAUACUAAAGAAGAAAGAGAGAGCAGAAAAGCUUAGGAAAGAUGUGGAUGCCUGCAAAGAGAGAAUUACGCUCUUGAAAUCUAUAUCGUCCCAAUGCAAGAACGACUUCAUUUCCGAUCGGGCCAUGGCUCGAGAUUUGACCCGUGAGAAUAAGCUGCGCUCUGACCGACUUCCAGUUUAUGAAAGCAAAGUAAAUAGGCUAGAAGAGUUGGUUCAGGGCUCAAACUCCAAACUGGAAUCCUCCCGUCGCGAACUACAAGCAUUGCAACAAUUGAUUAAGUCAGUCGUGCAGAGGCGGGCGGAGCAACUGUUGAAAUUCAUUUUUCCAAUCACAGAAUUUAUUCCUCAAUGCAAAAGUGAGCACUCUGAUGGCAUGGAGAAAAUUCCGUUCGAAAUCGCAGAGGCGUCCCAAAUGACAUUUGUUAGAGGCCAAUGGGUCGGCAGUGAUAGCUCUGGGGAGGUGCACCACUGCAUUGUUGCACCCAUCCUUCCAACAUCUGGCGAUUACUCGGCCUACAACAUGUGGAUUGCAACCAACAAGGAUGGAGUUCACGGAGCUGGUGUGUCAACAGAUAAAAUUGAGCUGAAUUCUGCGUAUUCCAUCACCGCAGCCUUGACCUACACGGCUCAACUUGUGAAUGUCCUCGCUUUCUAUUUGGACGUUAGACUUCCCAAGAAGCAGCAUUACAGUGACUUUUGCAAAGCAGAGAUGACAGAUCAGCAGUUUGCUCGCAGAGUUGCGCGACUGAACGCAAACGUCCUCCAUCUGUGCUUCAGCCAAAACAUUCCUCCGUCAGUACUCCACCCUACCCGAACACUGCACAACGUGCUUCAGCUUUUCAACAAAGACGUCAGUGAUCUGGGAAGACAAGGUCAUGUGGAGGUUGACACAGAUCUAAUAAGUUCGCUGGAGGAUCAACUGAUUCGCGAUCUCGAGGCAUUUGAAGGAGACGACGAUGAGACGUGCUCUGAUGGGGAUGAUGGAGACUGCCUUCCCGGUGGAUGGGAAUCGGUUCCAUCACUGCCGUACCAAGAGACUGGCGCAGGCGCACUCACCGACAGCCGCGCUUUGGUAUCUGCCCACGGGAGCGUGGUCAAUACCAGUGUAGCAGGCGGACUGGUUACGAGUGCAGCCGCAACCCUAGCGUCAUUUUGGCGAGGAUGGACAGCAGGUGGCAAUAGGUGAUAUUUUUGUCAAGAAAAAUCCUUUAUUUUAUUUUGCUUUUUGAUCCAUAAUGGCUUUUAUACAAUGAUGCAAUAUAUAUAAUAAAAUAGCAUUUAUAGAAACAAA
Messenger RNA from Cloeon dipterum, 1630 nucleotides. RefSeq names its product autophagy related protein 14 (gene Atg14). Gene Ontology annotation, biological process: autophagosome assembly; mitophagy; cellular response to starvation. Bases 92 to 1525 code for a protein of 477 amino acids. The transcript is spliced from 10 exons. NCBI's taxonomy places the organism in Eukaryota, Metazoa, Arthropoda, Insecta, Ephemeroptera, Baetidae. Gene Ontology annotation, cellular component: extrinsic component of omegasome membrane; phosphatidylinositol 3-kinase complex, class III; extrinsic component of phagophore assembly site membrane. The record is from RefSeq and is a predicted model, not a curated record.